This is a messenger RNA of Parnassius mnemosyne (clouded apollo), 255 nucleotides long. NCBI's taxonomy places the organism in Eukaryota, Metazoa, Arthropoda, Insecta, Lepidoptera, Papilionidae. The record is from the annotation of a GenBank genome assembly.
AUGCUAGAAUGCGAUAUUACGGAAGUGUUUACCGCAAUUUUAUUAUUUUAUGCAAUACCUGUCACUUCGGCAACAGCUGAAAGCAAAACAUUUAGCAAAUUAAAAAUAAUGAAAACUUAUUUAAAGAAUAGUAUGGGUCAAGCUCGUCUCCGACAUUUAGCACUCAUAGCAAUCGAAAACAAAGCCGAUUCUUGUCUAGAUUUAACGGUAGUUAUUGAUAAUUUUUCAAAAACUAAAGCCAGAAAAAGAUUGUAA